Molecule: messenger RNA, 1213 nt
Organism: Nestor notabilis (Kea)
Lineage: Eukaryota; Metazoa; Chordata; Aves; Psittaciformes; Psittacidae
Gene: IDO2
Product: indoleamine 2,3-dioxygenase 2
Exons: 10
Biological process (GO): 'de novo' NAD+ biosynthetic process from L-tryptophan
Cellular component (GO): cytoplasm
Molecular function (GO): indoleamine 2,3-dioxygenase activity; L-tryptophan 2,3-dioxygenase activity; metal ion binding
Source: RefSeq, a predicted model, not a curated record
GAGCGAGCCCCCGCUGCCCCUGGCGCUGGCGAGGUUUCAGCUCUCCGAGGAGUACGGUUCCCUGCUUCCCGAGCCUCUGACAGAGCUGCCCGUGCCCUACGGUCCAUGGAUGGAGAUUGCCCACGACCUGCCCCAGCUGAUCACGAGCCAUCGGCUCCGCUCACGAGUUCACCAGAUGCCACAGCUGAGCACCCGGCACCUCCGCGGGCGCGAGGAGCUGCACUUGGCGCAUCUGGUGCUCAGCUUCAUCACCAUGGGCUACCUCUGGCAGGAGGGCGAGGAGGGCACCGUGAAGGUCCUGCCCCGAAACCUUGCUGUCCCCUUCUGGGAGGUCUCGCAGGCCCUGGGCCUCCCACCCAUCCUCAGCCACGCAGACUUCGUGUUGGCCAACUGGAGGAGGAAGAACCCCAAUGGGCCCCUGGAAAUCGACAACCUGGACACCAUCAUCUCGCUGCCUGGGGGAGAGAGCCUGCGAGGCUUCAUCCUCGUAACCCUCCUGGUCGAGAAGGCGGCUGUGCCAGGGUUUAAGGCAAUCGUUGAGGCUGUUCAUGCCGUCCUGCAGCUGGAUGAGGAGACCCUGCACAGAGCACUGCAGGAGCUGGCAGAGGCCAUCCGGGACAUGAGCAAGGCUUUGAAACGGAUGCAUGACUACGUGGAUCCAGCAGUGUUCUACGCUGUGAUCCGCAUCUUUCUCUCUGGCUGGAAGGAUAACCCGGCCAUGCCGGAUGGGCUGAUAUACGAAGGGGUAUCUGAUGAGCCCAUGGAGUACUCGGGAGGGAGCGCGGCGCAGAGCACCAUCCUUCAUGCCUUUGAUGAGCUCCUGGGCAUUCGCCACAGUGAGGAGAGUGCCGCCUUCCUGCACAGGAUGAGGGAUUACAUGCCCCCGCCGCACAGAGCCUUCGUGGAGGAGAUCCGCCGAGCCCCAUCCCUGAAGCAGCACGUGCUCUCCUCCGGAGACACGCGGCUCCACGUGGCUUUCAACCAGUGCGUGUCUGCGCUGGCGGACUUCAGGUCCUACCACAUCAUCAUCGUCACCAAGUACAUCACCGUGGCCAAGGCCAAGGCCGGGCGGGCAGAGCCGGGUGGCAAGUCUGGCUCCUCCAUGGGGAAGCCGCCGUCCGCACUGGAGGCCAAAGGGACCGGAGGGUCCCACAUCUUCAGCUUCCUGAAGAGCAUCAGGGACACCACCAGGGAAGGGAUGAUAAGUGCCUGA